This is a messenger RNA of Alternaria conjuncta, 1647 nucleotides long. RefSeq lists its product as uncharacterized. The record is from RefSeq and is a predicted model, not a curated record. The coding region runs from base 1 to 1647 and encodes 548 amino acids. Lineage: Eukaryota; Fungi; Ascomycota; Dothideomycetes; Pleosporales; Pleosporaceae. The transcript has 2 exons.
AUGAACACUCAUUACGUCGAAUCAGCACAGACAAUGGUUAUCGCACCCGAGGAGGGUGAUUCAGACCCGUGGAGCUCGAGCGACGACGGAGAUUCCUCUAGUGAAAACGAGACCGAGAGUGGAGGAAACAGUGCAUCUAGCACGUCCGACCCUGACGAAGACUACGGCCUUCCACCCGCCGUCAAAAGUGCAUACCAUCUACAUCUGAAAUACGAAGAUAAAGCUAUGCGUGCCUUGGAACAUGCUACGGCGAUGAUAGAAGAAGAAGAGUCGACACAAGAAGCCGCUAGCGGAUCAAUCAACGCCCCAACCUUACCUAUCUGUGGUGAAUAUACGUUGUAUUCUCCCGUAUACCUCCAGACUCACUAUAAGAACUUUCCAACUCUUUGGACCGACCAGUUCGCCAGCACAUGGACGGCAGGCAGUAUCUGUUUCGAGAAACAUUUGGGAAGUGAUGGCGAUCUUGGGGCUGAAUGUGUAAUCCCUGGGAUCGAACGUCCCCUUACAUUCGGGUAUUUCGAGGCAUUGGACCGCGUUUGCCAGGGAGAGCGCCGCCCGGAAGACAAUGGUGUCAUUUCUCCGAACGAGGAUACAAAAGGCAUAUCACUGUGGUUCUGUGAGGGUCCAUAUUUGAUCAUUGCGAUACCACCGGAAGAACUGGGUGGUACUGCUGAUGAGUACUACUACGUGUUCGUUGGGAUCCUGGAUAGAACAGAAGAAGACAUGGCAACUACAGGACUCGUAACGGACUAUAAGAGCAGAUCAGCAUCACAAAACGAAGCGCCGUACACCUUCACUUUACCCCAAAGUCGCACACGAUAUCUUGCGCCGACGUCUUCGACUGGACCGAAACCCAGCGAUCAAGGUUCAUGUCAGCUAUGCAGGCGUGCUGAUCUCUUUUCCGUUCACAAACCAGGACGAACAAAACUUGAGAAACCAGAAGCUGCGAGCGCGGGCCCAGCAGGUACUGUACCACCAAGCGAAAGUCCGGAUGAUGUCUACGAGAAGGCCCUUGCAAAACAAUGGAUCUACCAUUUCAACUGGAAGGAUUUCGCAUUCUUUGUGUGGCAAUCGAUUUUCCGUCGAAAAGUCUUUCCCAUGGAGUCCCUGCAGGGAAAAUGGGCACUGUAUUCAGUUGAUUACCUUACCUCGACACGUCAGUCAUGGUGUAAACAUCAAAUCAACUCGGACUACAGCGUUGGAACAUUACGCAUAAAUACAUGUGGCUACAGCGACAACCAAAGCAAGUACUACCCACAGGGAGCCUACUACUACCCACAAGGAGCCGAGUUUCGUUUAGCUGGACAAGAUACGUAUCUGUGGACGCCAUUUCAUGUCCCAUACACAUCGACAGGGGAUCAGGAGAAGGAAGAGCAGUAUCUUAUGAACCGGCGUACGGGGGAGAAACGUCGGUUUUAUGUGUCUUACUUUAGUCAUGGCAUAUUGCAGUUUUGGAUCCCUGCGCAAUCGAUGGGAGGGAAAGAGCGUGAGAAUGCCGAUGUCAACAUCUACGCUGUACAUGACUGUGCGCAAGAGAUGGAAAAGAUUUGGGAACUGUGCCGUGUAGAAAUGGGUGACUGUGCGCAAAAGAUGGAAAGGAUUUGGGAACUGUGCCGUGUAGAAAUGGGUGCAGAUCGGAGUAGCUAA